Messenger RNA from Daphnia carinata, 1789 nucleotides. RefSeq names its product acidic mammalian chitinase-like. Gene Ontology annotation, cellular component: extracellular region. Gene Ontology annotation, molecular function: chitin binding; chitinase activity. The coding region runs from base 75 to 1457 and encodes 460 amino acids. Lineage: Eukaryota; Metazoa; Arthropoda; Branchiopoda; Diplostraca; Daphniidae. The record is from RefSeq and is a predicted model, not a curated record. The transcript is spliced from 7 exons. Gene Ontology annotation, biological process: carbohydrate metabolic process; chitin catabolic process.
UAAGUGUUCUUAACUUGUUAACGAAAGCGCAUUCGUAUUUUUCUAUCAGUAGAGCACACAGUAAACCGGUGACAAUGAAGAUAGUCGCCAUUUUGGCAUUUUCGUUGGCUAUUGCCUUGGCCAACGCUCAAGGAAACUACAAGAAAGUCUGUUACUUCGCCAAUUGGGCAUACUACCGCAACACAACUGGACAGUACGGAGUGGACAAGCUUGAUGCCUUUGAAUGCACUCACUUGAUCUAUGGCUUUGCUGUUCUUAACAAUGUCACUUAUGAGAUGACAGUUUACGAUUCUUGGGUGGACAUCAGUCUUGGUGGCUAUCAAAAAUUCACCGCUUUAAAGGCGAAAAACCCUAACCUCAAAACACUGAUCGCACUCGGUGGCUGGAACGACUCGGCAUUUUCCACCCAGUAUUCAGAACUAGUAGCUGAUCCCGUUAAAAUGGCCAACUUCGUGACAAAAGCGCUUGCUUUUGUUCGUCAGUACAAUUUUGAUGGCCUCGAUUUCGAUUGGGAAUAUCCUGGAGAUCCGGGUAAACCUGAAGAUAAAGAGAACUUCAUUACGCUUUUGACGAUGCUCCGUGACGCUUUCAAGCCCUACAAUUUACUGCUAACUAUGGCUCCGUCAUGCAGUAUCGUGCGCGCUGGAGUGAGCUACAACAUCCCAGCUCUUGCGGAAGUCGUUGAUUUCGUCAAUUUCAUGGGAUAUGAUAUCCACGGUGCGUGGGAAACUCAGACUGACCAUCACUCCCCUCUUUACCGCCGAAGCUUUGACGAUACCGUCAGCGACCAAAUUGUUGCCGAAUCCAUAGAUUUCUGGUUGGCCCAGGGUAUGCCCGCUGAAAAGCUCAUUUUCGGUGUACCUAGUUAUGGUCGAUCUUACACAUUGGCUGACGUAAGCCAAACGGGACUGUUGGCUCCAGCUAUUGACGCUGGUCCUCCAGGGCCAUACACUGGUCUAAAGGGCUUUUAUUCCUUUUACGAAAUCUGUUUGAUGGAGCAAAGUGGCAUGACAGUAGUUACAGACCCAACUGGCAAAAUGGGUGCUUAUGGCUACAAAGGCAAUACGUGGGUGUCUUGGGAUGAGAUUGACAUGCUCGUCAAGAAAGUCCAAUAUGCUAUGGAUAAAGGACUUGGUGGUAUCAUGUUCUGGGAACUCAGCUUGGAUGACUUCAACGGUUACUGCAAUUUGGGCCCAAGACCUUUCUCCAAAACCAUUACCGCAACGCUGGAGGGACGCCCACCGGUCACUUCGAAUCCAUCAGCAACAACCGCAGCACCACCAGGCUCUUUAACCUGUACAACCGAAGGGGCUUACUAUGCUGAUCCUGCCAAUUGCAACAAAUAUUACCGAUGCGUCAACGGAAAGAUCGUCGCCAUGUACUGUUCACCUGGCCUUGUCUUCAACCCAUCGAUUGAUCAAUGCGAUUGGCCCUACAACGUACCUGGCUGCGUCUAGAGGGUGAUCUAUAUCCUUUCUUCCGAAUUCUGAAUUUUCAAAAAUUCCAAAGGAGUCGGAACAGCUUCGUCACCUCAAUUCUUAAACUUCUUCAUUAAAGUUCAAUCGGCAUAGCUAAAGACGAUCAACUACUGCAACUAGAAAAAUUAUACCAUUAUCAAAGCAUUUCACUUUUCUCUCUUUUUUUUGUGUUGAUUAUUAUCAAGAAUUGGAAUGUUUAAUCGUGUGAAUCCGAAUUCUAAUUGUCUUGUUGUUAUGGCCAUGCAUAUUUCGCUGAUUGUAUAGCCUACCUGACGAUCUAAUGUUAGUAAAAUGAACAGGUUGUUAUUGAA